This is a messenger RNA of Onthophagus taurus, 944 nucleotides long. RefSeq names its product 15-hydroxyprostaglandin dehydrogenase [NAD(+)]-like. Gene Ontology annotation, cellular component: cytoplasm. The record is from RefSeq and is a predicted model, not a curated record. Gene Ontology annotation, molecular function: oxidoreductase activity, acting on the CH-OH group of donors, NAD or NADP as acceptor. Lineage: Eukaryota; Metazoa; Arthropoda; Insecta; Coleoptera; Scarabaeidae.
UUUUUUAAAUUUAACCAAAAAUUAUGUAUAAUAACUGUACUCCGAAUAAGCUAUUUAUGUGUUUAGGUCAACUUUUAUUAUUAAUUUGUCAAAAUUAAUCACAAGGUUAUCAACAUAAUGUAAAAAUGAACUCAUUAAGACGAUAUAAUCUUUGAAUACUAACUAAAAUUAAGAAUGGUUUUAACUGGCAAGGUUGCUUUUAUAACCGGUGGAGCCUCCGGAAUUGGUUUAGCUUGUGCUAAACAAUUUCUUGCUACCAACAUUAAGGGUGUUGCUUUAGUUGAUAUAAACGAUAUCGAUGGAAAUAAAGUAUCCAAGGAGUUGAACCAAAUUUAUCCCAACAAAAUAAUUUUUAUAAAAACUAACGUUUCUGAUAAGAACCAGGUUAAAGAGGCCUUUGAAACGGCUAUAAAAGAAUUUGGAAACUUAGAUAUCGUCCUGAACAAUGCCGGAGUAGUAAAUGAGUUUGAACCAAAUAAAUGUUACGAUGUCAAUAUUGUUGGAGUAACGAAUUGUCUCCAAUUAGCAAUUAACGAUUUUCUUCCUAAAUUUAAAUCGAAACAUUUAGAUGGUAUUGUAAUAAAUUUAUCAUCAAUUACAGCUCUUAACCCAAAAUCUUGGUUCAUGCUCCCUACUUACGUUGCAUCAAAAUCCGCGGUUUUAGGAUUAUCCAUGUGUUAUAGCCACCCGUAUUAUUACGAAAAAAGCGGAGUGAAAGUUAUUGCUAUUUGCCCAGGACUUACAAUUACUGCUUUACUUGCGACGAGUGAGGUUACCGAAAACGAGGAUUUAAUGAAAGUGAUUAAUAACUUGCCCACUCAAAAAGCUGAUGUUUUGGGAAAGAAUUUGAUUCAAAUCAUAGAAAAGGCAAAAAAUGGAUCGAUUUGGAAAAUGGAAGCUGGAUUAAUCGAGGAAAUUGAUUCAAUAAAAAUUAAUUAAUAACA